AUGACGUCCAUCCCCGAGACCAUGAAGGCUCUGCAAUACACAGAGCCCGAGAAAUACGACAUUGUCCAAAUCCCCGUGCCCACUCUUCGUGAAAACGACGUCUUGAUUAAAAUCAAGGCUUGCGGUGUCUGCGGAACGGACCUGCACAUCCACGAGGGUGAAUUUCUUGCCAAGUUUCCCCUUGUUCCUGGCCAUGAGACCGUAGGCGUGGUUGCAGCUGUUGGACCCAAGGUCAAGGGUUUCGAGCUCGGAGACCGCGUCGUUGCGGACAACUCUGAGCUCUGCGGUGAAUGUUUCUAUUGCCGCCGCGGUGAAGAGCUUCUCUGCGAGCAUUUCGAAGCCCAUGGUGUCACCAUGAACGGUGGUUUCGCCGAGUACUGCGCCUAUCCUGCCGGCCGUGUCUUCAAAAUCAAGAACCUCAACGACGUUGAUGCCACCCUCCUUGAACCUGCCUCGUGUGCCGCACACGGACUGGACAAGAUCGCACCCAAGAUGGGCUCGACAGUCCUGAUGUUCGGUGCCGGUCCCACCGGUCUUGUUCUCUCUCAGAUGUUGCGCCAGAACGGUGGUUGCCACGUUGUUGUUGCUGCGCCCGAAGGUCUCAAGUUGGAAUUGGCCAAGAAGCUUGGUGCGGGCGACGAAUAUAUUGCUCUGUCGCGUUCCGACCCUCAAGUCCAGUUCGAGAAAUUGAAGAGCGAGAAUCCCUAUGGAUUCGACAUCGUCGUCGAGGCUACUGGAAGCGUGAAGAUUUUGGAAGACGCAAUCAAUUAUGUCCGUCGUGGUGGUAAGCUUGUUGUGUACGGCGUGUAUGCCAACAAGGACCGAGUCAGCUGGCCUCCCAGCAAGAUCUUUGGUGAUGAAAUCACCAUCCUGGGAUCAUUCUCUGAAACCUACAAAUUCCCGGCUGCCAUUGACUACCUCGACCGAGGCAAGGUCAAAGUUGCCGGCAUUGUCAACAAGACCUUCACGCUUGAGCAGUGGGCCGAGUGUCUGGAGGCGAUGCGGAACAAGAGCGCCAUCAAGGCUGCGAUCACUUUCGAUUAG
Molecule: messenger RNA, 1044 nt
Organism: Talaromyces atroroseus
Lineage: Eukaryota; Fungi; Ascomycota; Eurotiomycetes; Eurotiales; Trichocomaceae
Product: D-arabinitol dehydrogenase 1
Exons: 7
Coding region: 1-1044 (347 amino acids)
Molecular function (GO): zinc ion binding; oxidoreductase activity
Source: RefSeq, a predicted model, not a curated record